GAAGACGGCUGUUUUGGCCUGUCCGCCACUGUCGCUUCGCUUGAUGUAAACAAUGGACUGGUCUCGGUACUCAGACCCACGCCAGUUGCACAGGACGGCGUCCACUUUUGAAAAUGCAGAGCUCGGCGACAAGAAUGCUGCCGACGUCGGGACGUACACUAGCACGGCCAUAUCGCGGAAGGGAUGCCAGGAGUCGAGCGUUACGUUUGCACGCCCGCUGCGACCGAAACUGGGACGUUGAACGCCGUCAUACAAGAGGGAGCACACGGAAUCGUCACCUUGGCAACCGCCGUCGGCUUCUGUACGGAACGCGCCCGGUCCGAUCCACGGAGCAGAACCCCAGAACGCAGCCCUCUACGGCGCUGGCCCGGUGCGUUACCGGCACCACUGGCACCACCCUCACCGCCGAUACCUUUCGCCUGCCGAGUCCCAGCGCGGAUAUCAGCGCACCCUGCGUGGUAGCAGCAGGCCGACAUCGGCAGCGCCUGCAGCGCCACCAUACUCUCGUGCACGCCAGCAGUACCCAGUAUCGACACGGGCAGUGCCCCGGAGUACAAUGUUCGGCAGGCCAUCGAUUCCCUGCGGACGUGUCCAGGCUGCGGCUGGCACCAUGCGCCAACCACCCCGAGUGAUCGGUCCUCGCCCUUACGACACCUCAAGGGGGCUACGCGCCCUCACCAAGGGCAACAAGCGGUGGCGAUCGUUCACGGACCGCUUCCGCAACGAGGGUCUGGUGGCUGCUCCACAGAUAGCCCUGCAGUGGCAACAGGGUGAGUAUGGAAAAGGACCACCAGCCGGAGCCGAGGGCUGCUGCAGCCGGCCCUGCGCCAUGGUAACCAUGAUGGUGACGGCGGCGUUCAUCGCGGUAGGCCUAGUCAUAUCCUCGGCCGGCUUCUACAACUUUCUCAUCUCCGACACCACCUCUCCGCCGAAAGUCGCACCCUGGCCACUCCCAGAGUUCGGACCAUGGACCGUGCCCGUCAACGCUGCCCUGCCCUGGUACCAGGUCGUGAAUGCCAACGACACCCUGUACACGGACCCUCGGCGUCGGUUCGUCUGCGUCUUCCACGCCGACUCGGAGGGACUCGUCGCCCCCUACGCUGGUGUUUCGUUCGGCCUGGCGCGCUUCCCGUUCGCCCUGUGCACCGCGGUGCUGUUCUGCUGCCCGUCGCUGGCCGCCAACGUGGAGCCCGGCGCCGACUAUCCGGAGACCCUGGCGCAGGAAUUUCUCAGACGCGUUCGGAAAAACCGGUUCCCGCGACCUCUCCUUAUGCUGGGCAACGGCUCUGAGUCGCCGCAGUUUGAAGACUUGAUCAGACAGGCGGAAGGCGGAGACCUGCCUCCUGCGAUCGGUGCCUGGUACCAGGAUCGGGCAUUCGAUGGCGUAGUUCUCCAUUGGCCCGACUCCGCGUUGACUCCGUCGACCUGGUCAAAGCUUCCUGGGGCGUUGGUCCAGCUGCGCGCGCACCUAUCAACCGUGCGCAACCUGAGCCUUGCGGUGGCCAUGGGCCAACACGUCGCCAGCGGAACACGCCUGGCAACGCUGGCAUCGUCACUGGGUGCGGCCUCGGUGUACCUGCUGCCGCCGGUACUCGGGCCCGCCGACUACUUUGGCCUUACCUUCAGCUACUAUGACGAAUCAACCCUGGAAAUGCUCUGGCGCCACGUCGGUACGUUUCUCGGCCAAGACGAGCAGGGCAGCGUCUGCUACAUGCUGCCCGCAGAUGUCCUGAGCUUCCGGGUGGCUCGAGGUUAUAACGAGAACGCCUCGGACUCUGUGCUACCAAGCGAGGAGGGCCACGGUUACGGACCCGCGGGCAACGCGACGGGCUUGCCAGGCCGCAUGGCCUACUUCGAGGCGUGCCGCUUGGUCCGGGACGGCUUCAGCGUGCUCGACCUCGAGUACGGCGUCGUGGCGUCUCGAGACGACGUCUGGCUGUCGUACACGACUCCCCAGCAGAUGGUGCGCUUCGCCGACGCACUACGGGACAACCUUACGGCGGGGUGCCUCGGUCUGUGGAACCCGCAGUGGGACGAUUUCGCGGCUGCCUGCGGUGGCCUUGAAUACCCGCUCACUAGGGCCCUCUUUCGACACCGAAACGACGUACUGUCAUGACUUUUGAAGCUGGCGCAAUAUUCACUGCGCGACUGUGAUAUGAGCCGCGCUUGUUCGACGCAGUUUAUAGUUGACCGAGAAACCGAAUACGGUAUAGUAAUUAAAUGAAAUAGCGAGCGCGUAUGUGGUGACCACGACAGCACAAAAACAGUGGUUCUCGUAACUUCCGAUAUUUUCUGCCACUUUGAUGCUAACAUUGUACUUUGGACUCUGUUGGAACUUUUAAAGAACAGAAGCCUUAGACAUUGCAUUCCAGCACUGCUUUAGCCAUGACCGACUUUGCAUAUUACUUGUUUUGUCCAAUCAUAAUUGCUUGCACGCUUCUUCUGUUCACUAUAGCGCCUGAGCCUGUGACUAUGUGAAGGCCUGCUAGCAUCCAGUCGAACUGCGCGAUUGCUUUAGCGAGGAAAAUGGCGGUUGUCAACAAUGAUAACCAUAAAUCAAUCAGAAUCAAUUAGAAGUUUUAUUGUUCAGAACAAUGCACAUAAUUAUACAGCGUUAGGAUAAACAUCGCCAAGAACUGCGACUUCACUAGUCCUAUGGCCAAAGAAAGUAAAAUUUUAUUCGAUAAGCACAUUCAGGCAUGGGUUUCGCAACCUUUACAAGCUUAAGGGAGUACAUUUAUACGCGUAUGCAGACAGCCGAUUGUAGUGUUUCAUUUCUGCCCCCUUCACAAGCUCGCAACAAUGCAUGGAACAUUAUGUGCAGCAGUUAUCUGGAAAAUGAGCGAAUAGA
Molecule: messenger RNA, 2851 nt
Organism: Dermacentor silvarum
Lineage: Eukaryota; Metazoa; Arthropoda; Arachnida; Ixodida; Ixodidae
Exons: 7
Coding region: 557-2116 (519 amino acids)
Source: RefSeq, a predicted model, not a curated record